Messenger RNA from Entelurus aequoreus (snake pipefish), 2561 nucleotides. It is a transcript of the gene slc15a1a, whose product is annotated as solute carrier family 15 member 1a. The transcript is spliced from 23 exons. Gene Ontology annotation, biological process: oligopeptide transport; transmembrane transport. Gene Ontology annotation, molecular function: dipeptide transmembrane transporter activity. NCBI's taxonomy places the organism in Eukaryota, Metazoa, Chordata, Actinopteri, Syngnathiformes, Syngnathidae. The record is from RefSeq and is a predicted model, not a curated record. Gene Ontology annotation, cellular component: membrane. Bases 101 to 2275 code for a protein of 724 amino acids.
AGCUGCACAGACAGCAUUAUGGAAGACGUAUGAAUGGUUAAUAGGCCUUAUCAAGCAAACACUGUCCCGAUUUUCCUAUUGAAAGCAGCUUGUCCACAUCAUGACAGUGUCAAAUUGUAAGGAACCAAAGCAAGAGAAGCGCAGCAAAGGGAAGGACAUAACAGUAUGUGGCUACCCGCUUAGCAUAUUCUUCAUCGUGGUAAACGAGUUCUGCGAGAGGUUCUCUUACUAUGGCAUGCGCGCUGUGCUGGUGUUGUACUUCAAAUACUUCCUGCUCUGGGAUGAAGACCUUUCCACCUCCAUCUACCACACCUUUGUGGCUCUGUGCUACCUCACCCCCAUUCUGGGGGCCAUUGUGGCCGACUCCUGGCUGGGGAAGUUCAAGACCAUCAUCUACUUGUCUAUUGUCUAUGCACUCGGCCAGGUCAUCAUGGCUGUCAGUGCCAUCCAUGACAUCACCGACUACAACAAAGAUGGAACGCCUGACAACAUGACCUUUCAUGUUGUGAUGUCAAUGGUUGGCCUCUUCCUCAUCGCUCUUGGCACUGGAGGCAUCAAACCUUGUGUGGCCGCCUUUGGGGGAGAUCAGUUUGGUGAUCACCAGGAAAAGCAGAGACGCACCUUUUUCUCUGUAUUCUACCUGUGCAUCAAUGGGGGGAGUCUCCUGUCAACAAUUAUUACUCCCAUUCUUCGAGCGCAAGAGUGUGGCAUCCAUUCCAAGCAGAGCUGCUAUCCUUUGGCUUUUGGUGUACCUGCUGCACUCAUGGUGGUGGCACUGGUGGUGUUCAUUGUGGGGAGUGGAAUGUACUACAAAGCAGAGCCUCAAGGGAACAUCAUGAUGGAAGUGUGUCAGUGCAUCGGUUUUGCCAUCAAAAACCGCUACAGGCACAGAAGCAGAAGGUUCCCCAAGAGGCAGCACUGGAUGGACUGGGCGGAGGAAAAGUAUCAUAAACUUUUAAUUGCACAAAUAAAAAUGGUGCUGAAGGUUCUCUUCCUGUAUAUUCCGCUUCCAAUGUUCUGGACUCUGUUUGACCAAAAGGGCUCCAGGUGGACUUUGCAGGCCACCACCAUGGAUGGAAACUUUGGGGCGCUCGUUAUACAGCCUGAUCAGAUGCAGACUGUGAACCCUAUUCUGAUCCUGACGCUGGUGCCCAUCAUGGACAGUCUCAUCUACCCUCUCAUCCAAAAAUGUGGCCUGAAUUUUACGCCUUUGAAAAGAAUGACAGUGGGGAUGUUUCUGGCAGCCGUGGCCUUUGUUUGUGCUGCUCUGGUCCAGGUGGAAAUUGACAAAACCCUGCCCACGUUCCCAUCAGCGUAUCAGAGCCAGCUGAAAGUAAUAAACAUGGGCCAGAAUCCUGUCAAAGUCAACCUGAGCAACAACGUCCAGCUGGAGCUGUUGCCGUCUCAGGCCAGUGAGCAGUUCUUCACCUUUGAAGAGGAAGAAAUUAGUGUUUCUGUAGACGGUCCAGGCCAGACCAGGCCGGUCUUCCUAAGCAAGGGGGAGCGACAAACACUUCUGCUUCCCUCAAACCUCACACAGGAGUGGCGGCUGACUAAGGAUUUGAGAGAAAAGCCGCAGCAAGGAAAUAACGCCGUCCGAUUUAUAAACGGGAUGUCCACAGCAGUCAAUGUGUCCGUUCCGGGUGCAGAAUCAAGCUUACUUGAGCCGCUUCAUUAUUCCAACUAUUCUCAGAUAAAAAACGGAAUAGCCACUUGCACUAUACGGACGGCUUCACAGUCAUGUGACUACAGCAGAGAAUUUGGAUUUGGGAGUUCCUAUACUUUUGUUAUCCCCAGCACGUUCACCUUUGGACCGACUUGCCACGAGUCCAUCCGUGCGGUAGAAGACAUCAAGCCCAACUCGGUCCACAUGGCCCUCCAGAUCCCCCAGUACUUCUUCAUAACUGCAGGAGAAGUCAUGUUCUCCGUCACAGGUCUGGAGUUCUCGUACUCACAGGCGCCAAGUAACAUGAAGGCGGUGCUGCAAGCGGGCUGGUUGUUUACCGUUGCCGUCGGCAACUUCAUUGUCCUGAUCGUGGCCGAGCUCGCAAAGAUUCCCAAACGGUGGGCCGAGUACGUGCUGUUCGCCUCCCUGCUGGUGGCUGUGUGUUUCAUCUUCUCCAUCAUGGCCUACUUCUACACCUACAUGGAUCCGGCGGAAAUUGAAGCCCAGUUCAAUGGCGAUGAUGACGAGGACGAUGGACGCGACAAACAGAAGAUGGACGCCAAAAGAGACCGUGUUGAUAGCGGUGACGAGAAACAAACUAAUAUGUGAAAUGUGAAGUCUUUUUUUCUAUGCAAGACCCAGAGGGAAAUCCACCAGAAAUGUGUGCAUGCGUGUACAUGUGUGUGUUGGAUUAUAUUCCACAAUAUUAUCCUCCAGUUCCAGGCAUCCUGCAUAUUAUCAACUUUAUAACUUAUUUCCCAUUUUAUAUAUGUUUUUCACUUUUAUGAAAAGCUGUAAAUGAUGUAAAAAAAACAAAAACAAGAAUAGUUUGUAGUAUGUGAGUUUGUAAUUCUUGUAUUUGUCUGUUAUAUAUAAUAUUACAUGUUCACCUUUC